AUGCCCUCCGACCCUAAGACUAAGAUCCGACCGCAACAAUCCUGUUUCAAAUGUCGCGAGCGCAAAGUAAAGUGCGACCGCUCUAUCCCAUGUCACGCCUGUAUAAUUCGGGGCAUUGAAGCAGAAUGCACAUACCUAACCACCCCGGAGGAUCGCGAACAUAUAGGCCAAGCGGAAAUAAUUGAUCGUCUUCGUCGCGAAGUCGCGCAACUACGCACACAGUUGACGCAGGGUCCGAAACCGAAAUCAAAACCGCUUUCCGAUCGCAAUCGCGCGCCGUAUUCGCGCCCGACGGGCUAUGUCAAGCAUGGAAGCUUACAAGAGUCUGACAAUGUUUUGAGAGGUGGUGAAGAAGUCGCGGGCAUGAUUGGGGCUGCUGGCUCUGGUGUUGGUGCUGGUGCGGGGAUCGGCGCAGGCACAGACUUUGGUGAUGCGAGUUGGUCGGGGUCGUCGUCUUCGUCAACUGGGACGAGGACGUAUUCUGCGAUGACUGUUAAUAGUCCGGAUAGCAUGGGAAGUGGACCGAGUGAAUCGCAUGCUGGAUUUUCUGCGACGACAGCGCCGUUUGGAACGCAGAUUGGCGCGGGGGAUGCUAUCUCGACAGGGACAGGGACGGGGACAGUUUUUGUUGGCGCCAGUCUUAUGGACAGUUCGUGCUUAUCAAAUUCUCAAGCUGGAGGAAUUCCAGCUUUCGCACAUGGCGAUAUCCCCGCUUCCAUUCUUAUGCAGAACAUCCACGCACAAUCUUCGGCGGAUCUAUCGAGUAUGCCUGUCGCGCAAGUUUACCAACAUGAAACACCACACAACUAUACGAUGGAAGACCAGAUCACUACACAAUACGCACAUCCCGAUCACAGUCCCGAUUAUUUACAAGGGAACCUAGAUCCUCUGAACUCAAACAUGGCUACAGUUAGCGACUACAAGCAAGCGCAAACAUAUCAUCAAGGUCAAGAGCAACAUCCACAUUAUUCACAAUGGGAGCAGGCGCAUAAUUUUGCCCCAGUACAACCAUAUGCAGAAUCGGCAUACUAUUCAUCCCCAUCGUCUAAUAAUGCAGCUGUUCAUACAACUAUGGCUCAGGAUCCAAAUCCGAACUCGAACAUUCACCACUCGCAGCAGGCACUGCAUAUCCAAAGCUCAUCAACACAUUUCCCCCUUCAUGAAAACCAUCCACUAUCUGGGGAACCCAUUCCAAGCUCGUGGAAGGUAGACGGGAAGCAGGAGCUUCUGGAAACCCUGCUUGAGACGAUUGGUAGCUGCGAAGAGGUGCGUGUGGCGCAGGUCGUGCAGGUCGUAAGGGCUAGUGCGACGCCCGAGGAGGCUGUCUCGGGCAUAUGCCAAGUACUUGGUAUCAGUGCAGUUGCCAGAUAA
Penicillium angulare is the source of this 1371-nucleotide messenger RNA. RefSeq names its product Zn(II)2Cys6 transcription factor domain-containing protein. Gene Ontology annotation, cellular component: nucleus. The transcript has 3 exons. Gene Ontology annotation, molecular function: RNA polymerase II cis-regulatory region sequence-specific DNA binding; zinc ion binding; DNA-binding transcription activator activity, RNA polymerase II-specific. The record is from RefSeq and is a predicted model, not a curated record. Gene Ontology annotation, biological process: regulation of transcription by RNA polymerase II. The coding region runs from base 1 to 1371 and encodes 456 amino acids. Lineage: Eukaryota; Fungi; Ascomycota; Eurotiomycetes; Eurotiales; Aspergillaceae.